AUGAAAAUUAGAAUUUAGGAAAUUUUGAAAAAGUCUAUCCUUUAGAAUAGUAUGAAGAAGAUUAUGAUAAAUUUAUAGAACAUGCUAUUUUAUUAUAUUAAGAAUCAACAGGAUAAAGUAAUAUAAAUAUAAUCUAAUUUAGAUGUAAAAAAAAUAUAUAAUAAUAAUAACAAUAAUAAUAAUAAUAAUAAUAUUAUUAUUAUUAUCAUUAAGAAGAAUUGAAAAACCUGAAAUUAAAUGAGAAUAUUAAUUAAGAACUUUAGAAUAUAAAUCAGAAUCUAAAAUUAUAGAAUAAAAAACAGAACUAUUUAGAUUAAAAAGUGAAAAGAAUGCUUUUAGCUGAUGAAACUACACUUAUAAUUAUUUAUUAUUUUAAUGUUAUUCAAUAAAUUUCUUAUUAAAUAUUGUAAUCGUAUAUAUCAAUUUAUUAUAUAAGAAACACGAAAUUUACAGGUUUAAAACCAUCUUAAAGAACUAUUUUAAAAUAAGAAACUGUAAAGCAGAAUUUUAAACUUCCUUCUAGUUAAGGUACUUUUAUUACACCAAAAUUAUUUGUGAUUAAUGAAUAUAAUAAAUACAGUAAUAAUCCUUUUUGA
Molecule: messenger RNA, 596 nt
Organism: Paramecium sonneborni
Lineage: Eukaryota; Ciliophora; Oligohymenophorea; Peniculida; Parameciidae
Source: the annotation of a GenBank genome assembly